GUUGUACGUGCUGACGUAUGCGUCGUUGAUUAGACAGAGAGCUGGAGCCCGCGUGGACGUGGUGCCCGCCUUCUGUCCCUGUGGCUCGCUCACCUGCUGCAAAGCUUCCUCAAGAGAUAGCCAGGGGGAUGUUGCAGCUGGAAUGAUCCCCAUGCUCGUAUCCUCUGCUCCCUCUAAGCACCAAGAGCUCUGGAGGUGGCAGGAACCAUCAUUCACAUUCCUCAUUAGUGACCCGCAUACCCAGAAGUCGAUUUUCUCUUAUUUUUUUCUUGUGUAGCGCAAGACCUGACACUCGGUCGGUAAGCGCGCUUGGCACACAAGUACUUUUCCUCGGUGUUUUUUCUUUUUAAAUUUGUUUGUUGUUCACCCAGUGAGCAAACCAACAUGUCAGGGUGGGAAUCCUACUACAAAACCGAGGGCGAGGAAGAGGAAGAAGAGGAGGAGACCCCUGACCCAGGUGGAGAAUAUAAAUAUUCAGGAAGAGAUAGUUUGAUUUUUCUGCUUGAUGCCUCCAGGGCUAUGUUUGACUCUCAGGGUGAAGAUGAAGUUACACCUUUUGAUAUGAGCAUACAGUGUAUUCAGAGUGUGUACACCAGUAAGAUCAUAAGCAGCAACCGAGAUCUCUUGGGAGUGGUGUUCUAUGGUACCAAGAAAGACAAAAACUCAGUGAAUUUCAAAAAUAUUUAUGUCUUACAAGAUUUGGAUAACCCAGGUGCUAAACGUGUGCUAGAGCUUGACCAGUUUAAGGGACAACAGGGAAAAAAACAUUUCCAAGACACAAUUGGCCAUGGAUCUGAUUACUCCUUGAGUGAAGUGCUCUGGGUCUGUGCCAACCUCUUCAGUGACGUCCAGGUCAAGAUGAGUCACAAGAGGAUCAUGCUGUUCACCAAUGAAGAUGACCCACAUGGCAAUGACAGUGCCAAAGCCAGCCGGGCCAGGACCAAAGCUAGUGAUCUCCGUGACACUGGGAUCUUCCUUGACUUGAUGCAUCUGAAGAGACGAGGGGGCUUUGACAUAUCCUUGUUCUACAGAGACAUCAUCAGCGUAGCUGAGGAUGAGAAUCUCGGGGUUCACUUUGAGGAAUCAAGCAAGCUGGAAGACCUGCUAAGGAAGGUUCGAGCCAAGGAAACCAAAAAACGAGUACUGUCCAGGUUAAAGUUUAAGCUUGGUAAAGACAUAGCACUCAUGGUGGGCAUCUAUAACUUGGUCCAGAAAGCUAACAAGCCUUUUCCUGUGAGGCUCUAUCGAGAAACAAAUGAACCAGUGAAAACCAAGACUAGGACUUUUAAUGUAAACACUGGCAGUCUGCUUCUGCCUAGUGAUACCAAGCGGUCUCAGACCUAUGGGAGUCGUCAAAUUGUGCUAGAGAAAGAGGAAACAGAGGAGUUGAAGCGGUUUGAUGAGCCAGGUUUGAUCCUCAUGGGCUUUAAGCCCUUGGUAAUGCUGAAGAAGCACCACUACCUGAGGCCCUCCCUGUUCGUGUACCCAGAGGAGUCCCUGGUAAAUGGGAGCUCAACCUUGUUCACUGCUCUGCUCACCAAGUGUCUGGAGAAGGAGGUCGUGGCAGUGUGUAGAUACACCCCCCGAAAGAACGUGCCCCCUUAUUUUGUGGCUUUGGUGCCACAGGAAGAGGAACUAGAUGAUCAGAAUAUUCAGGUGACGCCAGCAGGCUUCCAGCUUGUCUUCCUCCCCUAUGCUGACGACAAGCGGAAGGUGCCCUUUACUGAGAAAGUGAUGGCCAACCCCGAGCAGAUAGACAAGAUGAAAGCUAUUGUUCAAAAGCUUCGCUUCACGUACAGGAGUGACAGUUUUGAGAAUCCAGUGCUGCAGCAGCACUUCCGGAACCUGGAGGCCCUGGCUUUGGAUAUGAUGGAGUCUGAGCAAGUGGUAGAUCUCACAAUGCCCAAGGUUGAAGCCAUAAAGAAAAGACUAGGCUCCCUGGCUGAUGAGUUUAAAGAGCUUGUCUACCCACCUGGCUAUAAUCCUGAGGGAAAAGCUACCAAGAGAAAACAAGAUGAUGAAGGUUCUCCAAGUAAAAAGCCCAAGGUGGAGUUAUCAGAAGAGGAGCUGAAGGCCCAUUGUGCCAAGGGCACACUGGGCAAGCUCACUGUGCCUACACUGAAGGAAGUCUGUAAGGCCUAUGGGCUGAAGAGUGGACCGAAGAAACAGGAGCUGCUAGAUGCUCUCAGCAGACACUUCCAGAAGUGACUGAUAGUCACUCUGCAGCCCAGCCACUUGCCACACCGAAGGCAGACACCUGCUUAUGUUCUCACCAAGUUAACAGAUGUUUCUUAGCUACAAAGGGCUGCCUGACAGAAACGCAAAUGACUUCUCCUCAUGGAGACUGCAGCCCUCCCACUUUGUUGUGCCUUAUAUGAAUAAAGAGCUCUCACGGUG
Molecule: messenger RNA, 2397 nt
Organism: Mesocricetus auratus (golden hamster)
Lineage: Eukaryota; Metazoa; Chordata; Mammalia; Rodentia; Cricetidae
Gene: Xrcc6
Product: X-ray repair cross complementing 6
Exons: 13
Coding region: 385-2208 (607 amino acids)
Biological process (GO): cellular response to gamma radiation; telomere maintenance; double-strand break repair via nonhomologous end joining
Cellular component (GO): nucleus; Ku70:Ku80 complex
Molecular function (GO): DNA helicase activity; telomeric repeat DNA binding; double-stranded DNA binding
Source: RefSeq, a predicted model, not a curated record